AGAAGGGGGCGGUAGUGCACCAUGAAGCUGGAUGCCAAUCAAACAGAAAGGAGAAGAAGAAGAAGUAGUAAACAAAGCGUUUCAGGCUUCCGUGUUCUUCUUGUUUCCACGUCUCUGGGAAGGAUGGCUCAUGGCGGGGUGCUUCUGGACAAAGACCAGUUCACCUGCUCGGUGUGUCUGGAGGUGCUGAAGGAGCCAGUGACCAUCCCAUGCGGCCAUAGUUACUGCUCGGACUGCAUCCGCAGCUACUGGGACCAAGACGACUACUUGGGGGUCUUCGUGUGUCCUCAAUGCCGGCAGACCUUCAACCCGCGGCCGGUGCUCGCCCGGAGCACCCUACUGGCCGACGUGGUGGAAAGAUUUAAGCAAAGCGGACUCCAGGAGGCCUCGGCGGGUCAAAGUGUGGCGGAGGCGGACGACGUGGAGUGCGACGUGUGCCCGGAGAGGAAGAACAAGGCGGUCAACUCGUGCCUGGUGUGUCUGGCCUCCUACUGCGACCUGCACGUCCGCCAGCACUACGAGUAUGCCGCCUUGAAGAAGCACAAGCUGGUGAUGGCCUCCAAGAGGCUCCAGGAGAUGGUGUGUGCUCGCCACCACAAGCUGCUGGAGGUCUACUGCCGCACGGACAAGCAGUGCAUCUGCUCGCUGUGUCUCACCGACCAUCACAAAGGCCACGACGCCGUGACUGUGGAGGUGGAAAUACAACAGCAACAAAGACAGCUUGGUGAGAUGAAGCUCAACUCUCAGCAGAGCAUCCAGCAGAGAGAGAAGGAGGCUCAGGAGCUGAGACAAAGCAUCUUUUCUCUGAAUCGCUCGGCCCGGCUGGCGACGGAGACGAGCGAGUGCGUCUUCACCGAGCUGAUCCGCUCCAUUGACUUGAAACGCUUCGAGAUACGCGAGCUGAUCACCGCCCAGGAGAAGCUGGUGGUCAGUCAGUGUGAGCAGCUGCUGGAGAAGAUCCACAAGGACAUCACGGAGCAGAGGAGGGUCGAGGCUGAUCUAGACAAGCUUGCGCAAACCGAGGACCACCUGCACUUUCUCCAGAGUUUUCAAUCCCUGAAAGCCACACCUGCGUCCUCUCCUCUGCAAGCCGUGGCGCUCGCCCCCAACUUGACCUUUGACCCUGCUACAAAAGCUGUGUGUGAUUUCAAAGCGUUGCUGCAGGAAAUCUGCCAGGGAGGAUUCGUCAGCAUUUAUGAGAAAGUGCGAGAUGUUGUCCUGGUGGGUUCCCCCGCCCCGCCAGCCCACACAGAAGUAACGCCCUUGCCCAUUGUCAAUCCUCCUAUUCAAAUGGGAGCGAUCGUGCACUCCUCACAAGGCCUGGACCAAAGCCCUGUGAGCCCCUUCAGAUCUUCUCUUCAUCCUGAAGUUCCCAUUUUUGUCUUCUCACCUUUUGGUGGUGGUCGGAGGGGACGUAGGCGCAAACUGGCAGCCUCGCUUCAGUCAGUCUACCUCAGGGCAGCUGUGGCUACAAAUGUAGCUUACCACCACCAGGCCCCAAACUGUCAUCAGGGUCCAGACAGAGAGGCUCUCAGCGCCGCCCCAGAAAGAAACACCACUUGAACUGACUUUCAAUACUACCUUUCUUCAACUCAUACACACACACACACACACACGCACACGCACACGCACACACUUACUGUUACUUCAGCAGUACUUUUUAUUUGAAUUUUAAGUGUUCAUUGCAGUACAAUUCAGUACUGAAUACUCCCUCAGUGCAGUAUUAGAAGCAGGACUCACUAUGCUUGUAUUUUAAAGGCCAUUUCAUUGCUUUUUAACUUCAAUCCAACUCAUGUAAAAUAUUGUGUUGGUACCUUUUUAAAACAACUCCGAUGUAAGAGUGGCCGCGUCAGCAAAUGGAGGGUUCCAGGUUCAAUUCCAGCUUGUAGCCAGUCACACGGGUUGUGUCCUUGUACAAGACAGCUGGCUCCCAGUGCCGCUCACAUGUCAGUACAUGUGUGGUGCUGGUUGCAGGCCCAAAUGUGUCUUACCACCAUCCAGCCAUUGUGCAGUGAUGGCUUCUCAGUUUUCUGUCAAGCGCUUUGACUGUCUAGAAAAGCGCUCUAGAAAUGUAAUCCAUUAUUAUUAUUAUGCCUUUCUAUGUAUCUUUUACACACCAUGCACAUACAUUCAAACACUUUGCCAGUCCUUUUAAGUAGAAGCCUCUAGCACAGGGGUUUCAAACUCAUUUUAGAUGGGGGGCCACGUGGAGAGAAAUGUACUCCCAAGUGGGCCGGACUGGUAAAAUCACGGCACGAUAACUUCAAAAUAAAGACAACUUCAGUUUGUUUUCAAAUACAACAAGAACAUUCUGAAAAUGUACAAAUCAUAAAGUUGUUUUUUUGUACAUGUACAUGUUGCAGUUAAUAGUAUUCUAUCUUUAUUUGUCAUUAUUUAUACCUUCUGAAUAAAGGAAAGUAUCUGCAA
Entelurus aequoreus (snake pipefish) is the source of this 2427-nucleotide messenger RNA. RefSeq names its product finTRIM family, member 67 (gene ftr67). The record is from RefSeq and is a predicted model, not a curated record. The coding region runs from base 22 to 1563 and encodes 513 amino acids. The transcript is spliced from 8 exons. Gene Ontology annotation, molecular function: zinc ion binding. NCBI's taxonomy places the organism in Eukaryota, Metazoa, Chordata, Actinopteri, Syngnathiformes, Syngnathidae.